Messenger RNA from Octodon degus (degu), 648 nucleotides. RefSeq names its product high mobility group protein B1. The record is from RefSeq and is a predicted model, not a curated record. The coding region runs from base 1 to 648 and encodes 215 amino acids. The transcript has a single exon. Gene Ontology annotation, biological process: regulation of transcription by RNA polymerase II. Gene Ontology annotation, molecular function: DNA binding, bending. Lineage: Eukaryota; Metazoa; Chordata; Mammalia; Rodentia; Octodontidae.
AUGGGCAGAGGAGACCCUAAGAAGCCGAGGGGCAAGAUGUCAUCCUGUGCAUCCUUUGUGCGAACUUGCCGAGAGGAGCACAAGAAGAAGCGCCCAGACGCUUCCGUUAACUUCUCAGAGUUUUCUAAGACGUGCUCAGAGAGGUGGAAGACCAUGUCUGCUAAAGAAAAGGGAAAACUUGAACAUAUGGCAAAGGCGGACAAGGCUCGUUAUGAAAGAGAAAUGAAAACGUAUAUUCCUCCUAAAGGAGAAACAAAAAAGAAGUUCAAGGAUCCCAGUACACCCAAGAGGCCUCCUUCGGCUUUCUUCUUGUCCUGUUCUGAGUAUCGCCCAAAAAUCAAAGGAGAACAUCCUGGCCUCUCCACUGGUGAAGUUGUAAAGAAUCUUGGAGAAAUGUGGACUAAUACUGCAGCAGACGACAAGCAGCCCUACGAGAAGAAGGCUGCUAAGCUGAAGGAGAAGUAUGAAAAGGACAUCGCUGCCUACCGGGCUAAAGGAAAACCUGAUGCAGCAAAAAAGGGAGUCGUGAAGGCUGAAAAAAGCAAGAAAAAGAAGGAAGAGGAGGAGGAUGAGGAAGAUGAGGAUGAAGAGGAAGAAGAAGAUGAAGAAGAGGAUGAGGAGGAUGAAGAAGAGGAUGAUGAUGAAUAA